GAACAAUGUCGAUGAGCCCCAAGCAUACGACUCCCUUUUCUGUGUCCGAUAUCUUGAGUCCUCUUGAGGAGAGCUACAAAAAAGUAAGUAUGGAGAGCAGCAACUUGGGGGCUCCUCUCGCCUCGUACAGACAGCCGCAAGUCACGCAGGCGGCCAUGCAGCAGCACCACAUGGGCCACAACGGGACGGUGCCCGCUGCCUACCACAUGACAGCGGCCGGGGUCUCGCAGCUGUCCCACACGGCCAUGGGAGGCUACUGCAACGGCAACCUGGGCAACAUGAGCGAGCUGCCGGCUUAUCAGGACGGAAUGAGGGGCAGCACGACAGCCACCAGCUGGUACGGAGCAAACCCUGACCCGCGCUUUUCUACAAUCUCUCGUUUCAUGGGUUCUUCAUCCGGGAUGAACAUGGGCAGUAUGAGCAGUCUGGGCUCGUUAGCGGAUGUUGGGAAAGGCAUGGGCUCUCUGAGCAGCGCGCCCAGGAGAAAGAGGCGCGUGCUCUUCUCGCAGGCGCAGGUCUACGAGUUGGAGCGGCGCUUCAAGCAGCAGAAGUACCUGUCUGCGCCCGAGAGGGAGCACCUGGCCAGCAUGAUCCACCUGACCCCGACCCAGGUCAAGAUCUGGUUCCAGAACCACCGCUACAAAAUGAAACGGCAGGCCAAAGACAAGGUGUCCCAGCAGCAGAUGCAACAAGAGGGCAGCUCGUGUCAGCAGCAGCAGCAGCAGCAGUCUCCGCGGAGGGUGGCCGUGCCAGUGCUGGUGAAGGACGGCAAGCCGUGCCAGGGCAGCGGCCACACGCCCACCAGCGCCGUGCAAAGCCACCACCACCAGGGAGCCAACGUCAUGAUCAUGUCCAGCAACGGCUCGAUGGGCCAGCAUCAGAGCCAGCAGGUAGGCAGCGCCGGACAGUCCCCAGAUUUGGGGCAGCACGGCGCGAGCCCCCCUUCCCUACAAACGCAGGUGUCCGGCCUUUCACACCUGAACUCAUCCGGCACCGACUACGGCACGGCCUUGCCCUGUUCCGCUCUGCUUUACGGCAGGACGUGGUGACGACGGCGCGAACAAUAAGAACGCGACAGACAGACGCACAGACGGAC
This is a messenger RNA of Colossoma macropomum (tambaqui), 1096 nucleotides long. It is a transcript of the gene nkx2-1, whose product is annotated as NK2 homeobox 1. NCBI's taxonomy places the organism in Eukaryota, Metazoa, Chordata, Actinopteri, Characiformes, Serrasalmidae. Gene Ontology annotation, biological process: cell differentiation; regulation of transcription by RNA polymerase II. Gene Ontology annotation, cellular component: nucleus. The coding region runs from base 6 to 1049 and encodes 347 amino acids. The record is from RefSeq and is a predicted model, not a curated record. Gene Ontology annotation, molecular function: RNA polymerase II cis-regulatory region sequence-specific DNA binding; DNA-binding transcription factor activity, RNA polymerase II-specific. The transcript has 2 exons.